AUGACUGGAAGAUUAAAUUCUCUUGGCGGUCAUGAUCCAAAUAGUCCUACAUUUUCCAGAAGGCCACGCGGAAAUUCUGAUGCAAGUAGUAUCGAUAUUAAGAGAAGUGAUAUUGAUCCAGCACUUCUA
Messenger RNA from Funneliformis caledonium, 129 nucleotides. NCBI's taxonomy places the organism in Eukaryota, Fungi, Glomeromycota, Glomeromycetes, Glomerales, Glomeraceae. The record is from the annotation of a GenBank genome assembly.